UUCCAGAAAUCAGGAUUUCAAGCGUCAUCGGAGGCUUCUGGCUCGGCCCAGGCAUCCUGUCAGCACGAGUACCUGGCCGCCUGACGGCUCCCAGUCUGCACACCACGCGCACAGGAGACCCAUUUAUGUGUCUUUUGUCAGCAAGGCCAUCUUGUGGGAUAGAGGACUCUGCCACCACACUGCUCACGAUCGUCCAAAUCACCGUCCCUUAUUGUGUCCACGGUUCCUGUCUCACAUGAAGGUCCGUCCCGAGGACCUCAGACCUCCUUGUUUCCUGAGCUCCAAGUCCAGACUGCAGCCUCCAUCUCAGGGGAAGACGACCUAUACACACACUUUCGCUGCCCCAAAGACACAAACGCUGGAGGGUGACUUCAAUGCUGACAGAAGAAGAAGACAUUUUGUGCGGAAUGAGAGUUUGAUCGCAGGGAGGCGCUCUGCUGUUGUUGUUCCCUGUCUUCCAUCUCCUGCUACUCCACCAUCAUCCACCAUUAAUCCAACACCUCCCCACCAAAACACCCUUCACCCCGACUCUGAAGGACAACAAAGCAAGCCGAGCUCUGUGCCAGCAUCUCCCUCCGACCCUCGUCCUGCUCCAGAGGAAAAAUGUGAAGUUCAGGAGAGCGAGCGACAGCCUGCUGUGGUGUCUAUCACAGAGUCCGACUGGAGGCUGCAUCUCGGGCCUGCUGGACCAGAGCGCUCGCCAUCGCCAGCCUCCACGGCCUCACAUGGUUCUCUCUCAGAUUUUAGUCGUCCACCUUCCAGCUUGUUCAGCCGGAGCACAGACCUCGCCAGUGGCAGGAGCAGUGUCCUGUCCAGUAAAACCUUGACAGACAUCAGGGACCUAGAAGGCAGCAUUUGUUCCUCUCCACUCCGGCCAUCUCCGCCUUACCCUCCAGCAGGAUCCAACCCUCGCCGAUCAUCCGCAAAUACUGCGACCACCCCUCAACUCUACGAACCACUCUUUGGUCAAAUCAAACCCCUCUCAACUCGCCCAACGUCAGCCGUCCUUCCUCAGUCAGACAAACCGAUGAGCAGGCUUGAAAGCUCAAAAACAGCAGAAUAUCUCCACCAAGAUACGUCUUUAGAUCCUGCUCUCAACCCGUCCUUGGACUCCGAUCACGGUCUCAUUACCCUGGCUUUCCCCUCCACUACUUGGUCUUCCUGCCCAAGUCCACAGAGGACCACUCCCCGCUCAGGGUCAGGACCAAAGCUGACCCCUUCUGCAUCAGUGACUCAGCUGGAAUCCCAUCGCUGGUCUGUCCUGCCUCCUAUCUCCCCUGUCAGAGGACGCUGUGGCACAGCAGCAUCACGCUACUCGGAGCUCAGCUGCAGUCAGUCUCAUGUGUUUGAUGAACUGGAGGCCAUUGCCCCUCGGUCAGCUUCCUGUCCGUCUCUGGACCAGACAUCAGACUCAUCAGGUUCUCCUUCCCCUGAUACAGAGCUGUCUCCUGGCCUGGCAGCGCUAACUGUGGGCUGUGACUCAGGGAAUCUGGGCUCCUUGUCCCGGGUCCAGCUGCUCCUACUGGACCGACUGGAGCCUGAGGCGCCACCGAGUCCCUUCGGUCAGGAAGAAGAGCUGUCGCUGAUGCAGGACUGGUCAGAUCUGAGGAUGCAGUAUGAUCCAGGUGUUUUGAGGCCCCUCACAGCUGGCAGCAUCUCUGAAAGGUGUGACUCUCCGGGGAAAGUCCAUGAAAACAAAUCGGAUCAGUCUGAAGGAGGUUCAGGGUCACCGUCUUCAUGGAUCAUAGACCAGAGUCCCUCAUACGACAUGUUCAGAUCCGCCUAUUCCCCCUGCAAGUCCAAUCACAGCUCCAGCACAGAUGAAAGGGGCCCCACCGAGGAGGAGUCCAAUUAUCCAGGAUGGAGGGACCGAGUGGAGUCCUCGGCUGGAGGAAGGAGGCCUGAGAGUGUUGACCACAGCACUGAAGAGAAGGAGAGAAGGAUGGAGGAGAGGAAAACAAAGGUGCUGCACAUACUUACCAAACUGCAGGACACGCCUCGUCAGCCAAAUGGCAACAAAGGUCGCUCCAACUUUGAGGACUUCGACUUUUUGGCAAAGUAUUGCAUUUUCAGUCAGGAGAAGCUGGCUGAGUACAAAAGAGCUUUUGAAGCAGAGGACAGUGAUGGUGACGGCUACAUCUCCUGCCUUCAGGUUCUACUCGCUCUUAAAAACAUCAUCCCCCCCGAGCUGCUGUCUGAUGAAGAGGAGAUCUACGUCUACAGGAUCCUGGAGAUGGUGGACUUCAGAGUGACAGAUGGGCUCGUAGACCUGAGGCUCUUUGCUGUGAUUUCUAGUCUGGCACAGAAAAUAGCCACCAUGGAUGAGUUUAUGCGAUCUCUAAUCAGCGACAUGGACUUCCGCUCGUUAGAAGUGAGGCUCUUCAAAGCGAAGCAACUGUUCCUGUUCCUCCUGGAGGAGCAGCGAGGAGACACCGGAGCUCAGCAGGGCUUCAUCAGCGCAGAGCAGCUGCUCCUGGAGCUGAAGGCCGGGGGAAUCCAUCUGGAGCAGGAGGCAGCCAUCAGACUGGAGCUGCAGCACAUUCCUCCACUGGACCUGCUGGACUUCCUGGCCUACCUGCCCCUAUUCAUGCUCAUUCACAAGUCUGUCAUCUCCAACCCUCUCGAUGACUCCAUCAACCUCUGACCUCAGUCACUGCGCCGUCCACCCCUGUGCGGCUCAGGUAUCCACAUUACUGCCGCCACACUUAUCAGUACUGUACUCUUGUGUGAGAAGGUGAUACGCAAGACACAGGAAAGCUUAGAUUAAAGGCAACGAGCUCGGCACUGUAGUAAUGUUGUUAAACUCUCAUGAUCUUUAAGGCUUGGACACACCAGCAAUUAAUAUGGCAAUAAUUUUACAGUGAUUUCAACUCAUUCAACUCAUUGGGAUUAUUAGAUUGCAUUUGCAAGCAGGAAAUACCACAUCCGUUUGAACUGUAAUUACGACCAGCAGAGUGGCAAAAACAGUUCAUGUCAGCCUCCAACUUGUAAAUACAAGUCGAAGAUAUUGGGGAUUUCACAAGUUGAAAUAAAAGGUGUUUUUCUCAUUCUGCCAGUAUUACGUGAAUGCAGCAAGAAUUGGCGCGACCUGCCAGUUUGCACCGUUGCCAUCUUGGCUCUCGCAACAAGGAAGUUCCAAGUCUGUUCCUAACAUAACCUGCUCCUCACAAAAUGAACAACAGCUUGUGACAUAUCUGUUACCUUUGGAAAUGGUGCUA
Dicentrarchus labrax (European seabass) is the source of this 3218-nucleotide messenger RNA. RefSeq lists its product as uncharacterized. Gene Ontology annotation, molecular function: calcium ion binding. The record is from RefSeq and is a predicted model, not a curated record. Bases 236 to 2644 code for a protein of 802 amino acids. The transcript has 15 exons. NCBI's taxonomy places the organism in Eukaryota, Metazoa, Chordata, Actinopteri, Moronidae.